UCUUCUUUCUUUCUUUUUCUUCUUAAGUCCUGACACAAAGCUAUUCUAGUAUCUUACACCAAAUUUCAUAAACAAAUUGUACUAUUCUUCCAAGAUUUUGUUCAAUCCUUCAAAACCAAACAAAAAAAAAUAAUAAUUACCAACUCCCAAUAAAAAUAAUUUUUACUACAAACUUUCUGAAUUAUUCAAUGGCUAUAGUAUUUGUGGCUUUGUUCUGCUUGUGUUCUUGUUCAUCAGCUCUGCUCACACCUAAUGGUGUCAACUUUGAAGUGCAAGCAUUAAUGGAAAUAAAGAAGGCUUUGAGUGAUCCUCAUGGAGUUCUUAACUGGGAUGAAAACUCUGUUGAUCCAUGUGGCUGGACUAUGAUUGGUUGUUCUCAUGAUAAUCUUGUUAUUACACUCGCAAUACCAAGCCAAAGUUUAUCGGGGACGAUAUCGCGAAGUAUCGGAAACUUGACACACCUCACAAGUGUACUAUUGCAGGAUAAUAAUAUAUCAGGGGCAAUACCGUCUGAGUUGGGAAAAUUACAAAAACUUCAAGAACUUGAUCUUUCUGAUAAUUUGCUUACUGGAGAAAUACCAUCUUCUCUAUCUCAAUUGAGAAGCCUCCAGUACAUGAGGUUGAACAAUAAUAGCCUUGGUGGAGUUGUUCCUUUGUCUUUGGGAAACUUGACUCAGCUAAAUUUUCUGGACUUGUCAUUCAAUAAUUUAAGUGGGCCAGUGCCAACUCUUCUUGCCAAAACAUUCAAUGUUGUAGGAAAUCCAAUGAUAUGUGCAACUGGGAAAGAGCCACAGUGCAAUGGAACUUCACCAUUGCCUCUAUCUUUCUCUCAAAACAAUUCACAAAAUCAACCAACAAGGCCAACCGGUCACCGAAUCGCUUUAGCCUUCGGCUCAAGCCUCGGCUGCAUCGCCCUACUUAUUCUCGGAUUCGGUUUUCUUCUCUGGUGGCGACACAAACACAACCAACAGAUCUUUUUCGACGUUAACGAGCAACACCAUGAAGAAGUGGCCCUAGGAAACCUGAGAAAGUUCCAAUUCAAAGAGCUUCAGACAGCAACACACAAUUUCAGUAGCAAGAACAUUCUCGGAAAAGGCGGCUUCGGAAACGUGUACAAGGGGCAUCUACACGACGGAACAAUUGUGGCGGUGAAGCGCCUCAAAGACGGUAAUAACGUAGGCGGUGACACUCAAUUUCAGACGGAAGUCGAAAUGAUUAGCCUCGCGGUUCACAGAAACCUCCUCCGUCUAUACGGCUCUUGCAUAACUCCAACUGAACGCCUCCUCGUUUAUCCCUACAUGUCCAACGGAAGCGUCGCCUCCCGUCUCAAAGGAAAGCCGCCCCUCGACUGGGGUACGAGAAAAAGGAUAGCAUUGGGAGCGGCAAGGGGUCUCUUAUACCUACACGAGCAAUGCGAUCCAAAGAUCAUCCACAGAGACGUCAAAGCAGCAAAUAUACUCCUCGACGACGACUGCGAAGCAGUUGUCGGAGAUUUCGGACUAGCAAAGCUUCUCGACCACUGCGACUCCCAUGUCACGACAGCUGUCCGUGGGACCGUGGGCCACAUUGCACCCGAGUAUCUAUCCACCGGACAGUCGUCUGAGAAAACAGAUGUUUUCGGAUUCGGAAUUCUUCUGUUGGAACUCAUCACGGGCCAGAGGGCUCUAGAAUUUGGCAAAGGAUCAAAUCAGAAAGGAGCCAUGCUUGACUGGGUGAGGAAAAUUCAUCUAGAGAAGAAGCUUGAGUUGUUGGUGGACAAGGGUUUGAAGAUGAACGGGUACGACGGGAUGGAGGUGGAGGAAACGGUACAGGUGGCGUUGCUCUGCACGCAGUACCUACCGAGCCAUAGGCCGAAGAUGUCUGAAGUUGUACGCAUGCUCGAAGGAGACGGACUUGCGGAAAAAUGGGAGGCUUCGCAGAGAGCGGAGGCGAUGAGGUGUCGGGCUAAUAACGAGUUUUCUUCUUCGGAGAGGUACUCUGAUCUUACAGAUGACUCUUUGUUGUUUGUUCAAGCUAUGGAACUCUCAGGCCCUAGGUGACAUCAUUUUACUUGCUGAUGACGUCAUCAUCAGUCUUUUUUUUUUUUUUAAUAUAUAUUUUAUAGAAAUAUUAUGUUGAGUGAUCUUUAUGUGGUGCAUCUUUAAUUUGAGGUUGGAUUAAUAAUAUUUAUAUGUAGUACAUAGAAGAAAGCAUAAUUUAAUAUU
Erythranthe guttata (spotted monkey flower) is the source of this 2204-nucleotide messenger RNA. It is a transcript of the gene NIK2, whose product is annotated as NSP-interacting kinase 2. Gene Ontology annotation, molecular function: ATP binding; protein binding; protein kinase activity. The record is from RefSeq and is a predicted model, not a curated record. Gene Ontology annotation, biological process: protein phosphorylation. NCBI's taxonomy places the organism in Eukaryota, Viridiplantae, Streptophyta, Magnoliopsida, Lamiales, Phrymaceae.